This is a messenger RNA of Exophiala bonariae, 1584 nucleotides long. RefSeq lists its product as uncharacterized. Gene Ontology annotation, molecular function: heme binding; monooxygenase activity; oxidoreductase activity, acting on paired donors, with incorporation or reduction of molecular oxygen. Lineage: Eukaryota; Fungi; Ascomycota; Eurotiomycetes; Chaetothyriales; Herpotrichiellaceae. The record is from RefSeq and is a predicted model, not a curated record. The coding region runs from base 1 to 1584 and encodes 527 amino acids. The transcript has a single exon.
AUGAUCGAUAAAGUGAUCACAUUACUCCAGGGUCAAGCCCAGGAUGCUCCAAUUACAUUGUUAGCAUACCUCGCGGCCGCAUCAGCGCUAUUGUACCUCAUUGCCACCGAGAUACAACGAGCCCAGGUUAGGAUACCAGGAUUCACAGGUCCUUCAGGACUGCCCAUGAUUGGCAAUCUUCAUCAAAUCAGAGUCAAUGCUGCGGAACAAUAUCGUCAAUGGGCAAAGUCUUAUGGACCAGUCUACCAGAUCAUGCUGGGCAAUGUGCCAGUCAUUGUGGUCAAUGGAGCCAAAGCAGCCCGAGAGAUCUUUGGUGCCAACUCACAGGCUCUAGCAUCAAGACCUGAAUUCUAUACCUUCCACAAAGUCGUUAGCUCUACCGCGGGCACCACUAUUGGAACAUCUCCUUUCAGUGAAAGUUUGAAGCGGAGAAGAAAGGGUGCUGCCAGCGCUUUGAACAAGCCUAGCGUAGCUACAUACAUCCCACAUAUUGAUGUCGAGACUCGAGAUUUCCUCAACGAGUUUUUGACUUAUGGCGAAGCCGGGGCCAAGGCAGUGGACCCUAUGCCUAUGAUUCAACGAUUAUCUCUUUCCCUGGCACUCACACUCAACUGGGGUACACGCAUGGCGUCACAGAAUGAUACUCUUUUCGGUGAGAUCACACACGUUGAGGAAGAAGUCUCGAAGUUCCGCUCCACCACCGGCAAUCUGCAGGACUACAUCCCGCUCCUGCGUCUAAACCCUUUCAGCUUUGGCAAAGCCAAAGCCCGCGACAUGCGCCGCCGCCGUGACGUCUAUCUCAAAAAGCUCAACGAUGACCUUGACGAACGUAUUGCCAAGGGCACACACAGCCCCUGCAUCCAAGCCAAUAUCAUUCUAGACAAGGACGCCAAACUUAAUGCCGAAGAACUAAUUUCCAUCUCCCUGACCAUGCUUUCAGGUGGUCUCGACACCCUCACCACCCUCGUCGCCUGGUCGAUGCCUCUUUUGGCUCAACGUCCCGAAAUCCAAGCCAAGGCCCUUCAAGAAAUCCGUGCAGUAUACCCUCAAUCCCAGAUCCUCUGCGACGCCAACGACGACCAGUCCAUCCCCUACAUCUGUGCUCUCGUCCGCGAACUCCUCCGCUAUUACACUGUGCUCCGCCUCUCUCUCCCACGCGGCACCGUCAAAGACGUCGUUUACAACGGCCACACCAUCCCCGCUGGCAGCGUCGUUUUCCUCAACGCUUGGGCCUGCAACAUGGAUGACCAAGUCUGGCACGAUCCGGAAGUGUUCCGACCAGAGCGAUGGCUUGAGAUCCCAGAUGCACCUCUGUUCACCUACGGGUUGGGUUAUCGCAUGUGCGCCGGCAGUCUACUGGCCAAUCGCGAGAUGUACACCAUCUAUCUGCGGUUGUUGUCUGCGUUCGAGAUCAGGGAUGUCGUGAGUGAAGACGGAACGGCCUUCGAGACUCAUCCAGUCAAAGGUGUGGAGGAUCAGACCCAAUUGGUCAGUGUGCCCAAACGGUAUCGCAUUCGUUUGGUACCGAGGGAUGAGCGUGUGUUGAGGCAGGCGCUGGAUGAUUAUGUUGAUGAAAAGCAUUGA